UGGUCCAAAAGGCUACCGUCAAGAUUUAAGCUUCCUCUCGCGACUUAUGUGGUGCUGCCGGAAGCGGAACUAUUCGUGUGGUUGUUCACAAGGGGCGUGUUUCUGCCGGGGAGGCGGGGAGGGUGUCUCGGAGCCGCGGUCAGAAAAGGUUAGGCGGGGAUCGGCGGGCUCUUGCCGGAAGUCGUUCCGCCCGGGGAGGUUUCUGUGUGAGACCGGGAGCGGGAGGGGAAGAGGCGUGACCGGGCUUCGGGAGGUGCGGUAGUACCUUUGGUACCUCUUUGUGGGCCCUUCAGCAGCUGCUGAGGAGAGAAGACCCACGUUCCCGCUAGCAGCUGGAGUCUUCUUCGACGGGCACCUCCAUCCUGCCCGCACCCCAACCCCCGCUCCCCCGGGAUUAAGGGGGGGAAAUGGAGUCCCUGAAUGGACUCGGACAUCUCCUGCAGUUCGCGUGACGACCGCAGCCGUGGCAGGUAAAAGGAUUGCCACAUCAACUCACCGAAGAAGUAACCUCACUAUCUUUGUCUUUUAAACUGCAUCAACAAUGAAGUAAUGAUAUCUGAGAACACAUGAACACUUGCCAACUAACUGUCACCACACGUUCAAGUGAUUGUAUAAGCAGAAACAAGCUGCAACAGACCCAUGUGUCAGUUAGUAUAGAGAGAAUGCUUUUUUCAGGUACUGUUUAUGUAGAAACAGUUUUAGCAUAGCACGUUUAAAUUAUAUUUAUGUCAAUGAAAUAAAAAUGAGUGAAGCCCCCAGAUUCUUUGUUGGACCCGAAGAUACAGAAAUAAACGCUGGAAAUUAUCGACACUUCUUCCACCAUGCAGAUGAAGAUGAGGAGGAGGAAGAUGAGUCUCCUCCAGAAAGGCAGAUUGUGGUUGGAAUAUGUUCCAUGGCAAAGAAAUCCAAAUCCAAACCGAUGAAGGAAAUUCUCGAACGGAUCUCCUUAUUUAAAUAUAUCACAGUAGUAGUAUUUGAAGAGGAUGUUAUUUUGAAUGAACCAGUGGAAAACUGGCCUUUGUGUGAUUGUCUUAUUUCUUUUCAUUCUAAAGGAUUUCCACUGGACAAAGCAGUUGCCUAUGCCAAACUCAGGAAUCCAUUUGUAAUCAAUGACUUGAAUAUGCAGUAUCUCAUACAAGAUAGGAGAGAAGUGUAUAGUAUUCUUCAAGCUGAAGGUAUUUUGCUUCCUCGUUAUGCAAUUUUGAACCGUGACCCAAAUAAUCCCAAAGAAUGCAAUCUGAUUGAAGGCGAAGAUCAUGUAGAAGUAAAUGGGGAAGUUUUCCAAAAGCCUUUUGUAGAAAAGCCAGUCAGUGCAGAAGAUCACAAUGUUUACAUUUAUUAUCCAACCUCCGCUGGUGGUGGAAGUCAAAGACUUUUUCGAAAGAUUGGCAGUAGAAGUAGUGUUUACUCCCCAGAAAGCAAUGUACGAAAAACAGGCUCCUAUAUAUAUGAAGAGUUUAUGCCUACAGAUGGUACUGAUGUUAAGGUUUAUACAGUGGGUCCAGACUAUGCCCAUGCUGAAGCUCGAAAAUCUCCUGCUCUUGAUGGCAAGGUAGAACGAGAUAGUGAAGGAAAAGAAGUGAGAUACCCUGUUAUUCUCAAUGCACGAGAAAAAUUAAUUGCUUGGAAAGUCUGCCUGGCUUUUAAGCAAACAGUUUGUGGCUUUGACUUGCUACGGGCCAAUGGACAAUCCUAUGUGUGUGAUGUCAAUGGCUUCAGUUUUGUGAAAAAUUCCAUGAAGUAUUAUGAUGAUUGUGCAAAAAUACUUGGGAAUAUUGUAAUGCGAGAGCUUGCUCCACAAUUUCAUAUCCCCUGGUCAAUACCCUUAGAAGCUGAAGAUAUCCCGAUUGUACCAACUACAUCUGGAACUAUGAUGGAACUUAGAUGUGUCAUAGCCGUCAUUCGUCAUGGGGAUCGAACACCAAAGCAAAAAAUGAAAAUGGAAGUGAGGCAUCAAAAAUUCUUUGAUCUCUUUGAAAAGUGUGAUGGAUAUAAAUCUGGGAAAUUAAAACUCAAAAAACCAAAACAAUUACAGGAAGUGCUGGAUAUUGCACGACAACUUCUUAUGGAACUUGGACAAAAUAAUGAUUCUGAAAUUGAAGAAAACAAAUCAAAACUUGAACAACUUAAGACUGUGUUAGAGAUGUAUGGCCAUUUUUCUGGAAUAAAUCGUAAGGUCCAGUUAACCUAUCUCCCUCAUGGUUGUCCUAAGACAUCUAGUGAAGAAGAGGACAGCCGACGAGAAGAGCCGUCCUUGCUUCUGGUUCUAAAGUGGGGAGGAGAACUAACCCCUGCAGGCAGGGUCCAGGCCGAAGAACUCGGAAGAGCUUUCAGGUGUAUGUAUCCUGGAGGUCAAGGAGAUUAUGCAGGAUUUCCUGGUUGUGGUUUACUUAGAUUACAUAGUACCUACCGACAUGACCUUAAAAUAUACGCCUCUGAUGAAGGACGAGUUCAGAUGACUGCAGCUGCUUUUGCAAAGGGUCUGUUAGCUCUAGAAGGAGAACUUACACCCAUUCUUGUUCAGAUGGUGAAAAGUGCAAACAUGAAUGGCCUUUUGGAUAGUGAUAGUGAUUCUUUGAGCAGUUGUCAGCAACGUGUAAAGGCAAGACUUCAUGAAAUACUUCAGAGAGACAGAGAUUUUACUGCAGAAGAUUAUGAAAAGCUUACUCCAUCUGGAAGCAUUUCUCUUAUCAAAUCAAUGCAUUUAAUUAAAAAUCCUGUAAAGACCUGUGACACGGUGUAUUCCUUGAUACAAAGUUUGACUUCUCAAAUCAGACAUCGAAUGGAAGAUCCCAAAUCAUCAGAUAUUCAGCUUUAUCAUAGUGAGACCUUAGAGCUCAUGCUCCGUAGAUGGUCCAAGUUGGAGAAAGACUUUAAGACAAAAAAUGGAAGAUAUGAUAUUAGCAAGAUCCCUGACAUAUAUGACUGUAUAAAAUAUGAUGUCCAACAUAAUGGCUCCUUGAAAUUAGAAGACACGAUGGAAUUAUAUAGGCUUUCAAAGGCAUUAGCAGAUAUAGUUAUCCCUCAGGAAUAUGGUAUAACUAAAGCUGAAAAACUGGAGAUUGCCAAAGGCUACUGUACUCCUCUAGUUAGAAAAAUUCGCUCAGAUCUUCAAAGGACACAAGAUGAUGACACUGUAAAUAAACUCCAUCCUGUGUAUUCCAGAGGUGUUCUGUCACCUGAACGUCAUGUCCGUACCAGAUUAUAUUUCACCAGUGAAAGUCACGUACAUUCUUUACUGUCUAUUCUUCGCUAUGGUGCCUUAUGCGACGAAUCAAAGGAUGAACAGUGGAAACGAGCUAUGGAUUAUUUAAAUGUUGUCAAUGAACUCAACUACAUGACUCAGAUUGUUAUCAUGCUGUAUGAAGAUCCUAACAAGGAUCUUUCCUCUGAGGAACGCUUUCAUGUUGAGUUACAUUUCAGUCCAGGAGCCAAAGGAUGUGAAGAAGACAAAAAUUUACCCUCUGGCUAUGGAUAUAGACCAGCUUCAAGGGAGAAUGAAGGAAGGAGAGCUUUUAAAAUUGAUAGUGAUGAUGAACCACAUACUUCUAAAAAAGAUGAGGUUGAUCGAGCUGUGAUAUUGUUUAAGCCUAUGGUAUCAGAGCCAAUUCAUAUACACAGGAAGUCUCCACUUCCAAGAUCUAGGAAGAUGGCUACAAAUGAAGAAGAGAGCCCCCUGAGUGUGUCUAGCCCAGAGGGUACUGGUAGCUGGCUGCAUUACACCAGUGGUGUGGGCACUGGGCGUCGAAGACGCAGAUCAGGGGAACAAAUCACCUCUUCCCCUGUCUCCCCCAAAUCACUGGCUUUCACAUCCAGUAUUUUUGGCUCAUGGCAACAGGUUGUAUCUGAAAAUGCUAAUUACUUACGAACACCAAGAACUCUUGUAGAACAGAAGCAGAACCCUACUGUAGGGUCUCACUGUGCGGGCCUGUUUAGCACCUCGGUGCUCGGGGCUUCUUCAAGCGCACCUAACCUACAGGAUUAUGCUCGUACUCAUCGUAAAAAGCUGACCUCUUCUGGCUGCAUAGAUGACGCCACACGCGGUUCUGCUGUUAAAAGGUUUUCUAUCUCAUUUGCUCGACACCCAACCAAUGAACACCUACACCUCUAUAGGUGCUGGUCCGUUUCCUCUGUGGAGUUUCUAGGCUCCAGUGGUUUUGAAUUGUAUUCGAUGGUGCCAUCUAUUUGUCCUCUAGAAACUCUUCACAAUGCCCUGUCCUUAAAGCAGGUGGAUGAAUUUCUUGCUUCCAUCGCUUCUCCAUCAAGUGAAGUUCCACGGAAGACCCCUGAAACUUCCUGUUUAACUUCACGUUCCAGUCCAAUAAUGAGAAGAAAAGUAUCUUUAAAUACAUAUACACCUGCAAAGAUCCUCCCAACGCCAACAGCUAGCAUCAAGAGUACUAAAGCAAGCAGCAAACCAGUUCCCAGCGGACCUUCUACUACAGCUGCUCCUAAUACCUCAUCGCGAAAAAAGGGCGUGACUAGCAAAACAGAAAUGCAUGAACACAAAAAAAAUACUUCGAAAAAAAAAUGAACUCUUCUAAGCAGAAGCUGGAACUCCUUGUAAAAAUCACGUGUUCAGUAGGGGAAAAAAGGCAUGUAAUAAACCUUGACUGAAAAAUAUCAAAGCAAGUAAUUUGUGUCUCCUUGUACAUCUCUGUAUUCAUUUAAAGAUAGAUUAAAUCUAGAGAAUUCUUUGUAUAUAUUCAGGUAAGGAAUUUUUGUCAUGAUCUGGAGGUGUUUGAGAACAAUGUUUAUUAGCAUUUUAUGAGUAGCAGAACUUAGGGUGAUAAAGGUCCAUUGUUAAUGUGAUAUGUGCCGUAUGCCCGUGGUAAAGGACCGUGAAAGCCUGCCCCUGUCACACAGUGGCGAUGGUUACUGAAGAGUCUGUGAGGCGGUCUCUGUACAUGUUCAUUUUCAUGGGGUUGCAUAUUGGCUGUAAAAUCCUGUAGCUUGAAAUCUGAUGGCUGUACUGGAGACUUCUUAAAAAGCAUAUUUCCAAAGAGAUUUCGUUGACCACAGUUUAGAAUAGAAACUUUCUUCCCCCAGUUGUUUUAAUUACAUAUAUACUGCAAUAUUUAAUAACUGGAGUAUUGGCAUAUGGGUUAUUUUUUCAAUCUGUGCUUUGAAUUUUUUAUUGUGUUUUAUUUAAAAUAUGUGCAGCUGGGAUAACUAUACCUUUAUGCACGUAAAUUUGUACAUUAAUUUGUAGAGAAUAUUUUCUUUAUAUAUUUCCUUACCAUAAGGUGCUUUUGUUCAUCAGGAAGUUUUUUGCUUCAUAUAUUGGCAAGAAAGACAUCUUUAGAGUUUCUUUUUAAGAGAUAUAGUUGACAAGUUUAUAAGUGUUAGUUAUUUUCAGAAUUCUUUUUAGAUCUGAAAAACUGAGUUCCAAAAUGAACCUCAUCAGUGUAAGGAGAAUAUCUGAAUUCCACUGUCAGUAGAUAUGAUUUGUAGCACCUGUUUUUACCAUUUCCAUUCUUAUCUUUAGAAUGUCAGUUGAUCUCACUAAGAAAACUUAAAGAUUGAGCAUUUGAAAUAAAUGCUUAUUUCAAAUUAUUAGAUUUUGGAGGAACAUUGAGAUUAUUGUAUUGUGAUUUCAUCUAUGAUGUGAAAAAUAUUUAUUAUCCUUGGUGCUUAUUUUCCCCUGAUGCACAAAUAAUUAUAAACCAGUUGAAAUGACUUAAACUAUAAACCGAACAGUACAUCUUGAUAAGAAUUCAUCCAUUGCUAGUCAGGUAACUUAAGUUGCUAAAGCUUUAGUUUGAGACUUAGGUUUAGAAAAAUUAUUGAAUUCUUGUAUGAAUGCAUCUAUUAAAAUUCUUCAGUAGAGACUCUCCUAACCUUAAAUCAUCAUAUAUGAACUGACUUUUAGAAAUUAAGCAUAUUACAGGUUCAUUUUAAAAGGUACCAGAUGCAAAAGUCACAAAUAUGUACAAUUAUAUGUUAGUAUGUCAGUACUUCACAUGAAUGUAAAUGUAUUAUGGAGACAUGUUUUGUAAACGGUUGAAUGUACCUAAGCUUUCUGUAUGUGAAAAUGUGGUUAAUGUGCUCAUUGUCGGAGUAAAGAAACUGCUUUUAUUUUUUCAGUGGAAUUGAAUUAAAAUAUUUUAUUUCUGGAAUCA
This is a messenger RNA of Cervus elaphus (red deer), 6122 nucleotides long. RefSeq names its product diphosphoinositol pentakisphosphate kinase 2 (gene PPIP5K2). Gene Ontology annotation, cellular component: cytosol. The record is from RefSeq and is a predicted model, not a curated record. Gene Ontology annotation, biological process: inositol metabolic process; inositol phosphate biosynthetic process. The transcript has 32 exons. Lineage: Eukaryota; Metazoa; Chordata; Mammalia; Artiodactyla; Cervidae. Bases 743 to 4534 code for a protein of 1263 amino acids. Gene Ontology annotation, molecular function: 5-diphosphoinositol pentakisphosphate 1-kinase activity; inositol hexakisphosphate kinase activity; diphosphoinositol pentakisphosphate kinase activity.